Molecule: messenger RNA, 2177 nt
Organism: Astyanax mexicanus (Mexican tetra)
Lineage: Eukaryota; Metazoa; Chordata; Actinopteri; Characiformes; Acestrorhamphidae
Gene: c17h18orf54
Product: chromosome 17 C18orf54 homolog
Exons: 8
Coding region: 307-1899 (530 amino acids)
Source: RefSeq, a predicted model, not a curated record
GGUAAUAAUAAUUAAUUACAUUUUCAUGACAUGACAUUAUAUGUUCUGCAAUGUGACUAUUGGGUAAAUCGGAAAAGGGGCUAAACCAACCCAAAUGGAAAGGAAUUCCACAGAGACUUUUAUUUUGACAGACCCGAUCUGGCAGUAGUGUUCCAGUGCAGUAGGAGCCGUUAGACUGGAGCAGGCUGUUGCUAAAACACCCGUUUGUUUGUUUUAACUAUUAAACUUUAGCACAAUUCUAAAGGGUAAAUGAGAGCGCAGACGACUGAGGCUGGAGCUCCCUGAUGAUGGUGAUUCCUGCUGAACAUGGGAUCUGUGGACGGCCUCCUGUCUCCAGAAUCGACCGUCACCUCGCUGCUGGCCAGCUCUGGACGUCUGAAAAGCUCCCUGAACCCAGAGCCGGUCCACACCAUCAGAUACAAAGACAGAAAUUAUGAAUCAGCCUCAGAGGCGCUGGACGCUUACAUUGCAGAUUUCCAGCAGAAUCUGCAGAUUUCCAAACCUUUUGUAGGGCAUCUGGAGCUUUCCAAAGGACCAGCCACAGCUGUCCUACAUCACUCAGGAUACCGCAACAGAGAUGUUCUGAAAGAAAGCUUAACAGAAAAAGAGCUGGACUUUCUAAAUCUUCCUGUGCGCCCCAAGCACAGAGGCUCUGACCGCCUCAGCAUGACCACCGACGACCUCCUGCUGCUGCCUUCUGACGGUUCCCUUCCUGUGACCCGCACCUCAGCCUUCCUCUCCCAGUCAGAAAGCUACUCUCUGGGACACAGCGCUAACUCCAGCUCCUGGUCUCGUUCAAGGCAUGGCGACACUCCACAAAGUUCCCGUACACACCGUCACCGCACAGCCGUGAGUAACCCUCACAGAGAGAGAGCCUCGGGACGAGAGAGGUCUCAGUGUGUGGACGAGUUACUGCUGAGCAGCUCGAGAAUCACACCUCGAAAACUUCCUCCCACAAAGACAGACCCUCCAGGAUCUCUGCCGUCCCAACACCUCCCCAGAUGGAUUACCAGUCACAAGUCAGAGAUGAACUUUUCCGGGGUGACCAGCAUUCCUGAUCUGAAGUAUCCUAUCUGGCUCAGAGAAUGUGACGUUCCAAUACAAACUGUGUCUGAUACCCCAGCCGUUCCCUGUUGGGUCAGUGAGCUGGAGAAGAACUCAGAUAAAGGUCAGCAGGACCCUAAAGAUCAGUUAAAGGGUCAGGGUGGAGGAAGCAGUGACCAGACCACACUCAGGGAGCUGAGGCUGCAGUUUACAGAGACGCUGGGAGCAGCCGAAAGCAGAGGAGCUGUGUAUGACAGCGGAGAACUGUUCCGAGGCGAUAGGAUUGGCUCUCUGAUCAAGAGGGCGGAGCAGGUGUUGACCUCCCCCUCUCUUGGCCUUGGUGGUAGGACUCAGGACCUGCACGGCAGUCCAGGAGGAACAGAGGAGCUUCUGGAGGCAGAGCACUCAUGGGAAAAUCCUCCAGUGACGUUUAAGUCACCUGUUCCAGUAGGGGAUGCAGAAGAGCAGCUAACUGUUGAUGAAUCUCUGAGGGAUACGGCAGAGAAGUCCAUAGGCUCCUCGUCUGGCUACAGCAGUAGGAAACACCAUGGUCCUGUUGAGGCCUUGAAGCAGAUGCUGUUCAGCCUUCAGGCCGUGGAGCAGAGAGUGACGCAGCAUGAAGAAAACGGGUCAAAAAGCAUUUCUAGUGUGACUGCUCCAAACUUGGACCAAAUGGAGGACCAGGAGCUUAAAGAGCUUCCUCAACCAGAUACUGAAGAUCAUGAUUCAGCACCUGGUGGCCAGUCAUUGCAGAGAGCUCUACAUCACCUUGGAAGACUAAAAAGCCUUGUGGAUGAAAUGAACGAGAAAAAGGCCAGAGAACUGCAGCCGAGGGAAAAUGAAGGUCAAAGCUAACUCCUAUUUUAUAGGCUUAAUGCACAUCUAGAGCAGAUGGUUGACCACUUAAAUCGAUCCAUCCAUCUGUGCAACAAAGUAACUUUGCCAAAUCAAGAAACAGUGGAAUUUAAUAUUGUAUCUGUUCCACAAGAAGCACAACACUUAUUUUUCUAUAUGUGUCACUGUUAAAUGUUUGGUUUAAUUGACUGUAUUCACAGUGCCUUGUCAGUUCUCAAGCAUACAAAAUGUUUAUUAUACUAAUAAAUUUUAACUCUGUCUUUAAAGAGUUCUGUUAA